This is a messenger RNA of Marasmius oreades (fairy-ring Marasmius), 603 nucleotides long. RefSeq lists its product as uncharacterized. Bases 1 to 603 code for a protein of 200 amino acids. Lineage: Eukaryota; Fungi; Basidiomycota; Agaricomycetes; Agaricales; Marasmiaceae. The transcript has 3 exons. The record is from RefSeq and is a predicted model, not a curated record.
AUGUCUGAACAUUCUCUCUGCUCCACAUCUAGCUAUGACCACGAAAAAUCACCUCUCAAUGCACCCUCUACGGGCUCUCAUAAAGUUAAAUAUCGAGGCGAUUCCAACUGGGAUUUCUUCCUCAACGCGAUGCGGAGACAGGUCGACUUAUUGUUGAUCCUACCCCACUAUCGUGCAAGAUACCAACCUAUUGAUCAUAGAAUGAAUAUGUUUGUUGGUUGUGAUGACGCUCCAGUGAAACUUAAACUGUGCCGUAAUGUUCCCUGCUCCCGAUUUUUCCUUGAAGUCCGCAGUAGAAAGUCAGACGUCACCAUAUGGCUUCCCUCGGACUUCAGAGGCCGUAUUCAGCACACGGGAAAAGCAACUUUCUCUGCCGGAUUCGUGAACCGAGUUAUGCAAAACGUUCGUUUUAACGGUGUCGUUCACCAAGACAAGAAUGAAGACCUUGUCGUUGUUGAAACCCAAGGACAUGUCACCUUUCGUAUGUGGGACGUCCAAACUGGCUCCCCUGAAUGUCUUCAGAAGGAGACGUUGAAGCGGUUCUUUGGCUGUUCGAAGAAGGCACCGGAGACUACGAUAGAUUGGGAUUUUCUUUUAGAUUGA